GCGUGAAGAAAUCAAGCUUCGAAUAAGGACGUGGCGCGGGUGUUUGGGGAAAUGGGCUCAGACAACAAGAACAAGAUACAACAGUAACUUUGACGACAGAUGGCGGCCUCAUCCAUGGCUACUUCGACGGAGCAGAUGGCGAUGGAGGCGGUGUCUAUGCACGAUGCUAUCGCUGCCGCUGCCCUUGGAGAGGAGGGAGCAGCGCUGGAGAUUGUGCGGUUGUAUAAGCGACAGAUGGAGGAGMUCUACAUUAYRCUUAUUCAACAUCGACAUAAUCUAUCGRCGGAUCUUCUUGAGGAGGGCGAGGAGCUGGUUGCUGGUUGGGAGGAGGACCUCCAUGCAGAUCUCCCAUCUCAAUGGCAGGGCGCGACUGAAAAUGAGCAGGUGAUGGCGGAAUUGGGUGGUUGUGUUGAAGUGAUGACGAAAGUGAAAGGAAUAUUUGAGGAACUAAGGGAGGGGUUGUAUGGGAGUACGAGGUGUGAUGAUGUGAAAGGGUGUUGCUGCGCAGGGCCUGAGGAGRGGCAGGUGUUGUGCGCURCGACACAGGAUCGUUCGUGCGAAGUGGAGAUUGAUACUCGKCGUGGAAGGCUYRAGGAGGGGCAGGGCUUUUGCGGCKAAAUGUUGAAGAGUGACAACAACAACGCAUGCACGAUUGGAAGUUAUGUCACCACCGACUCUACCAUCGAUUGCAAUGACAUCGUCGGCGACUAUACCCGCAACGCCAUCGACAACAACGAUGAUCGCUAUUUUGGUGACGUGGCUCUUACCGGCGCUGACAAUAACAACGGAAAUGAUGCUGGCAACAUCAGCGCCGGUAACAGCGAUGACAACAUCAGAGCUCAUGACAACUACAACAACAACAACAACAACAACAACAACAACAACAACAACAACAACAACAACAACAGCGAAGAAGGUGAUCGUUAUACAUGCUCUCAAGACAGCCAGGGCGCCAGCAAUGGUGUCGUUGCUUUUACUGGCGCUGUCAAUAACAACGGAUAUAGCGAUGAUAACAUCAGGGAUCACGACAACAACAACAACAACAACAACAAUAACAGCGAAGAAGAUGACCUCCGUGCAUGCUUUCAAGACAGCUGGCGCCAGCCACGGCGCCAGCGAUGUAAGUAAUAACUUCGAUUCUGAUGGGGGCGUUUGUAAAGAAGGGCAGGAUUUUCCCACGAUCUUUGUUUUUUUUGGGAGAGGUAAGCCUGCUGGGGGGGGGGGGUCUUUGGGCAUGCUCAUGAUGACUUGGGGUUCCCCGAGUGGGCGGGUUAGGGUAGUGGUUUGGGACUUUCGGUGCGCCCGGAAUAUUGCGGAUCUCUCGCCAUGGGAUUCGGUUGGGGUUGGGGGGAGGGUUGGGGGCAGUGCUGUUGGGAAGGUCUCGCAUGCAACUAUGAGAAUGUGGAAUCAGCACGAGUGGGGGUGGGAUAGGAGGGAUAAAGGGUGGUAAACUAU
Messenger RNA from Chara braunii, 1455 nucleotides. NCBI's taxonomy places the organism in Eukaryota, Viridiplantae, Streptophyta, Charophyceae, Charales, Characeae. The record is from the annotation of a GenBank genome assembly.